Messenger RNA from Gadus macrocephalus (Pacific cod), 2085 nucleotides. Its product is annotated as toll-like receptor 7. Lineage: Eukaryota; Metazoa; Chordata; Actinopteri; Gadiformes; Gadidae. Gene Ontology annotation, cellular component: plasma membrane. Gene Ontology annotation, molecular function: pattern recognition receptor activity; protein binding. The transcript is spliced from 3 exons. Gene Ontology annotation, biological process: canonical NF-kappaB signal transduction; toll-like receptor signaling pathway; positive regulation of interleukin-6 production. The coding region runs from base 1 to 1260 and encodes 419 amino acids. The record is from RefSeq and is a predicted model, not a curated record.
AUGUCCAAGCUAGUUACUGACCUCAGGAAAUUAAUCUACUUGGACAUCUCUCGUAACCAUCUAUAUUCAGUUGAACAACAUAUUCUCUGUAAUCUACCAGUGAGCCUACAGGCCCUCAGCAUCAGCAAUAAUGCCCUACAUUAUUUUUCAUGGCCGAACCUCACAUGUCUUGGAAAUCUUAGCUAUCUCAAUCUCAGUGUAAAUCAUCUUUCAUUUUUGCCUUACAGUUUUACAGAGUUUCCACCAGAUUUGCACAUCUUGGACCUCAGUAGCAACAAGAUUACCCAUCUCCCUGAUCAAUUCUUAAGUCAAGCCAAAGCUUUGCAGUGUCUCUAUCUCAAUACCAACCGUCUCGUAGUGUUGAACCUUCAGUCACUCCCAACUCUGCUGACAAAUGGCACUUAUUUUCAAUUGCUUACCCUGCAUGACAAUCCUUUCAGCUGUGAUUGUUACAACUCUGGAUUGGAGGUAUUUCUGAGGACCAGCCACACACGUAUUCCUCACCUGACCACUGCUGUUCAAUGUGAAUUCCCAGAGUCCCUGCAGGGUCAAAGUGUGCUGACAGUCGACCUGCGUUCCUGUCAGGAGAUCUAUGGUGGCUUGGCCUUCCUCUUAAGUACACUCUUCACAUGUGCAUUUAUUGCUCUGCCGCUGUUAAGACAUCUUUAUGGCUGGGAUGUGUGGUACUGCCUGCAGAUCCUAUGGGCAGGAUGUAAGGGCUACCUGCAUCCUUCUGCCAGUUGCUCGCCAAAACACUAUGAUGCUUUUGUGGUGUUUGACACAAACAACCAGGCCGUGAGAGACUGGGUUUACAAUGAGUUGGUUAUCCGUUUGGAGAGCUCAGGCUACAGAAGAUUCUCUCUCUGUUUAGAGGAGAGGGACUGGAUUCCUGGGCUUUCCUGCAUUGAAAACCUCCACAAUGCUGUCCAUAGCAGCGGGAAGACAGUGUUUGUGCUGUCCAACGGCACAAGAAAUGACGUUGGUGAAGCAACGAUCAACGGUGUGAUACGACAGACCUUUUUCAUGGUUCAGCAGAGGCUUCUUGAUGAGAAGGUGGAUGUAGCCGUUCUCAUACUGCUGGACAAGAUGUUUCCCAAGCUGAAGUACCUCCAACUAAGGACGAGGUUGUGCAGGAAGUCCGUGAUGUCCUGGCCUAGAAACCCAAAGGCCCAACCCCUAUUCUGGAACCAAAUGAGGACAGCACUGUCAUCAGACAAUCUUCAAUUAUAUGACGACAACAUUAGUGAGGGUUUCAUAUAAAUUCCACUCGUUAUACAAAGUAACAAAGUCUCUACUGUCUUUCUGAAAAUGUCUGUAAAUAGGCCAAAUUACUUUUCAUUGAAGACCACCGCUGUUCAAUAAUUGAUGUGAACCUUGUGAGAUGUUAAAGAUAGCAUAAGUAAAACUUGUAUAUCAUUUACAUAAUCCUUUUUAAAAUGUUCUGUUGUCUCUAGUUUAACAAACCAACAUCUACAGUUUCUCAAAAAUGUGAGGAAAUGUGUUUAUUUAGAGGCUGAACUUUUCAAUGUAGAACACAGCCUUUUAAUAAUUUGUGUUCAAUUUGAAAUUAGGGUUCCUGUUCCUGUUGUAUCUACGUGUAUCUAUGUUCUUGUAGCGUUUUAAUGUACAAAAACAUAACUACUGUUGGACAAUGUACUGGGUAUGCUGCCAUUUAGAUUAAUCAAACCACCAUGAAACUAUAAUGAUAUGUAUUCAAUCAAACUAUUUUAAACUUGACAUGCAUUUGUCUGCUGAUCAAGGGAAGGGAUUAAAGCCUACUGCUGUACUAAUUUUGAAAUAUGACAUCACUCAAGAAUAUGGCUUCAUGUUUUGGGGACCUUUUCAGUUAAGAUACAGUUAAUUUGUGUCUUAAGAUGUAUGAAUACUGUGGAUUGUAUUCAUACAUCUUUACUGUUUGCUUGUAGAUAUGGCAAUGUGUAACCAUUAUUGUAACAACAAAAUAGUAACGUUGUGACUUUCAAAUUAAUUUAAACAUACUGGGGUUUUUCCCUAUCCUUUAUUUCCCCUGCAUUUUAUUUUGGUAACUUUUUGUUAAACAAUCAUUAAACUCAAAUCUGUAUCGGC